Molecule: messenger RNA, 1416 nt
Organism: Penicillium cosmopolitanum
Lineage: Eukaryota; Fungi; Ascomycota; Eurotiomycetes; Eurotiales; Aspergillaceae
Product: aminotransferase, class III
Exons: 4
Coding region: 1-1416 (471 amino acids)
Cellular component (GO): cytosol
Molecular function (GO): transaminase activity; pyridoxal phosphate binding
Source: RefSeq, a predicted model, not a curated record
AUGUCCAGUGCUGUUCUGCAUAGAGACACCCACUUCAUUCCUAAACAGGCCAUUGGGGGCAAAGGGAGCUAUAUUUUUCUCGAAGAUGGUACUAAAUUCCUUGACUCGACCGGCGGCGCAGCCGUUUCAUGCUUGGGCCAUGGCCAUGAAGGAGUCAAGCAAGCGAUCAAAGACCAGAUCGAUCAAUUGUCAUAUUGCCAUUCCGCCUUUUUCGGUACUCCUGUAACAGAAGAACUAGCACGGUUCUUGACAGAUUCGACUGGGGGCAAGAUGUCUAAACUAUUUGUCGUCAGCUCAGGCAUGUCACCGUCCCUAUUACUUAUCUACUCGGUAUAUCACCCCGGAACAUCACUUCUAACUAGAUCUGAGGCUGUCGAAGCUGCCAUGAAGCUUGCACGACAGUAUUUCCUGGAGCUGCCUACUCCUCAGCCUCAACGCACGAGAUUUAUUGCUCGACUUCCCUCAUAUCAUGGUACGACCCUCGGUGCUCUAGGCCUCGGUGGACAUGUCCUCCGAAGAGAGCCAUUUGAACCAAUCUUAGCGAAGAACAUAUCUCAUGUUUCUCCAUGCUACGCAUACCGUGGCAAGAAAGAAGGCGAAUCUGAUGCGGACUAUGUUGCUCGCCUUGCUGCAGAAUUGGAUACAGAGUUUGAGCGUGUUGGAUCAGAUACUGUUUGUGCCUUUGUCGCAGAGCCAGUUGUUGGAGCUGCUCUCGGCUGUGUUCCUGCAGUGCCAGGAUACUUCCCUGCCAUGAAGGCCGUUUGUGAAAAGCAUGGAGCACUGUUCAUCCUUGAUGAAAUUAUGAGCGGCAUGGGUCGAUGUGGAACUCUGCAUGCCUGGGAGCAAGAGGACAUCGUGCCUGAUAUUCAAACUAUCGGCAAAGGUCUUGGAGGCGGAUAUGCACCCGUCUCUGGAAUCCUCAUCAAUGAUUCAAUCGUGCAGACUAUGGAUAAGGGAACAGGUGUGUUCCGCCAUGGACAAACAUAUCAGGGCCACCCCAUUUCAUGUGCCGCGGCGUUGGCUACACAGAAGACCAUUCAACAGGAGUCUCUCCUAGACAACGUUCGAUCUAUGGGCGCUUACCUUGAGCAACAGCUCCGCCAGCGAUUUGAAGGGCACCCGUAUGUUGGUGACAUCCGAGGCAAGGGAUUAUUCUGGGGAAUUGAGUUUGUCAAAGACAAGAGUUCAAAAGAACCAUUCGAUCCUAGCACUCGACUAUCGUUUCAUAUACAGGAAAAAGGAUUGCUACCAGCAUAUUCCGUUUCUCUCUACGGCUGCCCAGGCACUGUUGACGGCAUUCGGGGUGACCAUGUCAUACUUGCACCUCCUUACAAUGUCUCCAAGGAGGAGAUCGACAUUAUUGUAGAUAUCUUUGGGAAAGUGGUGAAAGCUGUACUUGAAGAGUUAGACUUGUGA